Solanum verrucosum is the source of this 1524-nucleotide messenger RNA. RefSeq lists its product as uncharacterized. The transcript has 7 exons. Bases 1 to 1524 code for a protein of 507 amino acids. The record is from RefSeq and is a predicted model, not a curated record. NCBI's taxonomy places the organism in Eukaryota, Viridiplantae, Streptophyta, Magnoliopsida, Solanales, Solanaceae.
AUGCGGAUACAGCUGCUCAGAGUCAUCAGCGUGCGCUUUGUUGAUACCACUUGCAUUCCAGCUAGCUUUGAGUUUAACUCUAUAAAAGUUUCCUCUAACUCGUGCUUAUGCGUGUCUUUUCAUAUCAUACCUCCACAAAGAGCUAUUCGAGAACGUCCUUCUAGGAGGAAUGUAAACUCUCAAGGUCAAGAGGUUUCCAAUGUACCAAAAGUGCAACCCCCUCAGGGAGAAGUCACAAAUGAUGAGUUCGCGAAUGCCAUUCAGAUGUUAACUCCGGUUGUGAAAAAUCAGACUGGUCAACAAAAAGUAGAUCGUCAGGAUGUGGCUGAUAUAUCCAAAAUCCGUGAGUUUCUGAGGAUAGAUCCCCCAGAAUUCUUAAGGUCGGAGGUCACUGAGGAUCUGGAGAACUUUGUGGAAGAACUUCAGAAAGAGUUUGAAGUUAUGCAUGUUGCUGAUGCAGAGCGUGUGGAGUUAGCUUCAUAUAAGCUCAAAGGUGUUGCUAGAAUAUGGCAUGAUCAAUGGAAGAAGAGACGGGCAGAAGGGGCAACACCUUUGAGUUGGGAGUCUAUGAGUGUGCAAGAGUACAUCCUCAAGUUCACUCAGCUCUCCAUCUAUGCUCUGGAGAUGGUGGCUAAUAUGAGGAGCAGGAUGAGUUUGUUUGUGUCUGGGUUAUCUCGUUUGUCAAGUAAAGAAGACAGAGCUGCUCUGAGAGAAGCUACUUUGGGGACAGGCGGAGGAGCAAAUUGUCUACAUGCUAUAACUAGUCGCCAAUAUCAGGAGAACUCACCAAAUGUUGUCAUUGCCAUGAGGUUCGACAUUUCCCCAAAACAACUUCUUGAGCCUUUCAGUGUCUCCACACCUAUUGGUGAGUUUGUUGUAGCAGAGAGAGUCUAUCUUGAUUUUACCAUCUCUGUCAAUCACAAGGACACCAUUGCUGACUUAGUCGAGCUAUACAUGGUGGACUUUGAUGUUAUUCUAGGUAAAGCUAAUGUAGUUGUUGAUGCUUUGAGUAGGUUAUCCAUGGGAAGUACUGCUCAUGUUGAGGAAGGCAAGAAAGAAUUAGCUAAGGAGGUGCACAGACUUGCCCAUUUGGGAGUCCAUUUGUUAGAUUCCAGUGAAAGUGGAGUUGUGGUGAUGAAUGGGGUUGAAUCAUCACUAGUGUCGGAAGUGAAGGAGAAACAAGAUAAGGACCCUCUUUUACUUGAACUAAAGGCAAAUGUUUAUAAUCAUAAGGUGAUGUCUUUUGAACAAGGGGAUAUGGCUUAUUUAGAUAUCAAGAGGAUAUCCAAGAGAGUUGGAAACGUAGCUUAUGAGUUGGAGCUACCAUCAAAAUUAGCAGCAAUCUACCCGGUAUUUCACAUAUCUAUUCUAAAGAAGUGUUUGGGCAAUCCUUCACUUAUUGUGCCUACCGAGAAUAUUGGUAUCAAGGACGGUCUAUCUUAUGAGGAGAUGCCCAUUCAGAUUCUUGAUCGUCAGGUUCGCAAGUUGAGAACCAAAGAAGUUGCAUCAAUCAAAGUUUUAUGA